Drosophila suzukii is the source of this 4445-nucleotide messenger RNA. Its product is annotated as F-box only protein 33. NCBI's taxonomy places the organism in Eukaryota, Metazoa, Arthropoda, Insecta, Diptera, Drosophilidae. Gene Ontology annotation, biological process: positive regulation of protein ubiquitination. Gene Ontology annotation, molecular function: protein binding. The record is from RefSeq and is a predicted model, not a curated record.
CUGCGUUCACUCUAAUUUGGCAUUUUAGAACCGUGCAGCAUACUCGGCUGCACUUGCAACUUUUCAUUGUUUGAAACGCAAUUAAUAUUUAAUUCGAGUAAUGAGUUUUAGCCAACGCCAACCAGAAUGGCACACAAUACCAGCGGUGGCGCUCAAUCACAUAUUCGACUAUCUGGAUCCACGGGAUCGUCUGAACUCAGCGAGUGUUUGUUGUUCCUGGAGACUUUCCUUCUUUCAAAAACGCUACUUUAGAAACUUCCGCUUUCAUUUGGAUGUGGCCCGCGAUGAUCAGUUGGCCUUCUUCCAUCGAUCCAUGGCCAACUUGGCCAAGGAACUGAUUGUAAUCUUCGACCUUCAAAAUGCAUUUCACAUCCAGAAAAUGCGACGACUUCUAUACAAAGUGGCACGCUGUGAUAAUAUCCAGAAAUUGCGUUUCCAAACCCACAAUGUGGGCCUUGUUGCCAUCGGAAAUAUGCACAGCGAUCACUGGGCGGCCAUCGAACAGUGCUUUGUAGAGCCGCUGAAGUUGCUUCUGAGCCGCAAGCGUCAGCCCUGUCAAAUUUUAGACCUUGGGGCCAUCGAGGCACUCUCAUACUAUGGCCACGACUUCCUAAAGGCCAUGGGCAAGCCCCAGGAACUGCUGCAGCUGACACUGGCCAGCAUCAAGUGCGAUCCUAGUCACUAUCCCAUCCUCACACUGGACGCGACUCUGUUGCAGAAGUGCGCCGCCCUGCAGGUGCUCUCCCUGGACUACGACACCCUCUCCGACGAACUGCUGCACACCAUACAAGUGCUACCGCUGCGGAAACUGCUCAUCGCAGUGCACGGCCUGGACAGCGAGGAACAUCCCGACGUGUCGGAGACGGCCUGGUCCAACUUCUCGGACCACUUUUCAAGCAUUGAGCUGGUGCUGACCCUUGUGUACGCCUAUGAGGCCAUCGAACUGUUGCAGCAGCGCGUCCUGCGUAUAAACAUGCCGGUCACUCAUGUGCGACUGCUAUUCUGCGAGCAGAUGAACGCCGAAGCCCUAGACUGGAUGUCGGUGCACCACAGCGAAACGCUGCGCAGCAUCCACUAUGUGGACUCGGCGUACAAGCAUUCCAACCGCAUGGACUACGCUCGCCACGGCUACCUGCGCCAGGACCCAUUCGUCAUGAUGGCCUGGCGCUGCAAGCAGCUGGAGGAGAUCGUGGUGCACGGCUAUUUGAUGGAUCCGCACAAUCUCGUGGGCAUCGCCCGGCUUCGGGGUCGGCAGCUAAAGCGUCUAGAGGUCUCCAUGAUCGACUGGUCCGGCGCUGCUUCAAUGAAUGCCUACAAUGAGGAAAUAAGCACCCUACUGGGACAACAGUGGUCGCCCAUCAACCCGGAAAAGAUGCCGCCAACGCUGGCCUUCGACUACGAGUCACGCGAUCAGUUCGUGUACGAAAUGCUGCGCCAGGAUCUCAGCCAGUAAGUGGUCGAAGUAGGGACUCACUAAAAAUAACCAAAAAUUGAAGCAAAGUCAUCAAGUGAACGAAAGAAAAGCAAACAUGACACGUGAUCAACUCGAGCGCAUAGAAAUUAAUUUAAAAAUUGCAAAACCUAAUUACGUAGCUAAAACUAAACCCUAAAAGAGAUAUGUAAGCAAAAAGCAAAUUCAACCGUUAUACUAAGUUAUCAAAAUUUAUAUAUAUGUAAACCAAACCUUUUGAUUGGCAAGCAUUUUAUAGAAGUUAAAUUUCCUAAGUUCAUAGUCUUUGUAAUUAAAAUCGCGAUUUGCCCUUGUUUGUUAGUCGAAAAGCGGGAGAUUAUGAGCAACAGGAAUGUUAGGAGCAAAGCAAAAGACUUGAGCACUUCACAAAUUUAUGUAAUUAUGAAUGUAACAACGGGGCGAAAUGGGUUUGUUGAAAUCUGCUAGAGAAACAUCAUUUUAUAAGCAACAACAACUGUGAUCCAAACGAAAUGCAAAAGCGAGUGCAGAUGCAGAUGCAUCUGCAAGUGCAAGCCAGUGUGAGCAAAUGCGACACCAACUCUCAUACAAAACAAAACAAAAAACGACAACAACAAAUUGUUAAGCGAAUUGUCUAGUUAGCUAAGUUUAAAAGUAACAAAAAGAAAUGUGUUGAAAAAUGUUUGUAAAACCAAAACUACGACCAAUGUCAAAUUGAUUGCUCAAAACUCAAUUGGCACAAAUUGUUAACCUUUGUAGUAGUGUGAAUAAGUAUGGAAUCCGGCGCUCAAUUGUGAUAAACCAACAAACAACAACAAAAGCAAAUGUAACAACAACGAGAGCUCGAUCCUCGUUCGCUAAGCGCCGCCAUUUGUGUAGUUUAAAGUGAUAUUACCAGCAACAACCAAGCAAAUUGUAAGCAAAUACAAGAACACCACACAGAUAUAUAUGUAUUGUAAUAGCCAAAAGGAGCUAAAAGUUAGUCGUGUGUCGUGUGUGGUACAUGCGUUGUGGCCAGAUAAACGGGCCAGCUAGCCAGGCGAUUGUAAGACCCAAAAUCAACUUUUAUGUAUUUCGUAGCACAGGCAUUAAUUUAUACAACUAUGUACUAUAUUUAACCUAUGUUUGCACAAAAACAGCAGCGUCUUCUCACGAUCCGCGGCUCAUCCUCCCCAGAGUUGCUUGCCGACCAACAAGUACAACCGCAACAAUGACAACAUCAACAACAACAACAACAAUGGUACCUGAAGAUCAUGCUGAGCAUUUAGAUAACAACCGAACAACAACAACCACAAAGUACUUGCUCAAAUCUAACAAUCUAAACAAACAAAAAAUCUAUUGAAACAGAAGACUGAACGAUAAAGAAAAUCGCGACGAGGGUGUUGACUUCGUUGUCAGAGCAACGCGGAGGAUGGCACUGGGUUUACUGGGACAAGCGGACGCAAACAGAAUGCGAUCUCAAGACAACUCUUACAACUAUCCAAUCGACCAUCUAUAUUUGUAUGUAUCUAUAUAUGUAACCAAUGCAUGUAAUAAUUUUUGUUAUGAACUGCAAUAGCGAAUAUUAAUUUGUAAAAGCGAGUGCAAUUGAAGAAUGUAUGUCAAAAACAGCUAAGCAGCAAUUGUAACACGGCCACAGAAAUAUGUAAAUCGAAAACAGCGUCGGGGUAUGCAAUAGAUUCGAAAUCCACGCCCUUAAAUUUGUUAUCAGACCUGUUUUUAUGUGGCUGCACAUUUAAUUUAAGUCUAGUACGUACCAACACAACAACCAACACCAACAACAAAUGUGAUAAAAGUGUCAUGCUGCUUCCAAGAACAACAGCCCGUGCAAAAUGCGACCUAAGAUGGUGCACGAUUGAAGCAAUGAAAACGCGGUAGUAAGCAUUGGAAAGUCAGGGCCCGAUUAAUGGGGGUUAUAGGUGAUAAAAGCUCUGUUCUAUAGCUAUCUUUCAUACGAUAAAGUGUCCUGUACAACUUAUAGUCUUCUUAAUUCUUUUUGUUCCUUAGUAUCUGAACCUAGAUCAAAACAUCUAUACCUCAAAGCGCAAUACAAAAUUUUAGUGUCAUAUAGCUAUAGAAUAGAGCAUAGUCUCUUAGAUCGUUAGCUCCAAUAACCAGCCUUCAUUAAUCGCCAAGGGUCGUCAAUCAAUGUAUUCAUUCAAUUACAAUCAACGUAAUGAAAAAAAGUAUUAAGUUUUUCUGUUAUACUAGAGUCACUUCCAACGCUGCUGUAUAUGAGUAACGUUCUUUUUGUAUACUUACUACAAAAAAAUAUAUAUAUUUUAUAUGCCAUUUAUUGUAUUUAAAUUCGAAGAGACCGAAACCAAUUUUGUAAACCAUUCCACAAACAACAACAAGAAACCAAUGCGAUUUAUGCUAACGUAUGUACUAAACCAGUAGCAACACUGCAAAAAAAAGGGACAACAACCAAGUUUAAGAUAAGUGUUGAUCGAGAACAACAACCAGAAGCCAGCGUGUUAAUAUAUGUAUGUAGAGUAUAGCCCGAUGUCGAUAUUCAGGGGAACAACAAGUGUAGUGACAGGGGCGUUGAAGAGGGGUAUAGAAGAAAAGAUAAGAUACAGCCGUGCAUUAACAACAAUGUUUAUAUAUGUAUAUGCAAGUUAUGCUUAAAAGUUAUAAGAGCAAAAGUGAAGAAAGCUGUGAUAUAUCAAAAUCCAAGAAAAAGGCAAACAACAACCGACAACAACACACAAACGAUAACACCGACACAUAAAACUACAGAACUACAGACAAGCCAAUUCGAAACGUGUGCGACCAACAGAAGAAUGUUAACAACCUUUCCAAAACCGAGAGCCAGGGGAAAUGGAGAAUGACCAUCGGCAAUGGCCAAUGAUAAGAAUUCGAAGCGAAUUGUAUAAGAUCGAAUCAGAUCCACUAGUAGUUAGCUUAGCGGGAUUACGAAGGAUGAAGAUGGGGAACCAAAGUUUUGAACCGAAGUGUUCGAGUGAAGCAAACAGCAUGCGGAAUAUCUAAUAUAAGGUAUUCCAAUCAGGAA